Molecule: messenger RNA, 2036 nt
Organism: Diversispora eburnea
Lineage: Eukaryota; Fungi; Glomeromycota; Glomeromycetes; Diversisporales; Diversisporaceae
Source: the annotation of a GenBank genome assembly
UUUGUAUUUAUUCAUUUCCAUUACGAAUUCUGAAUCACCACAAGAGUUUAGAAAAUAGUUUAGAAAUUAUGCCAGAAGAAGUUGCAACCAUAAAAACCAAAAUAGAAUAUCCAGAAUGUGAAGAUAUGGAUGGAUUAUUGAAAAUGGCUAAAGAACUUAUUGGGGAAGUUGCAGUAGUUGGAGAAGUGGUAAAACCUUAUGGACCAUUAAUUAUUUCUCUCACUGAUUCUAUUAGAAGAAUUUAUAAUUCAUAUGAGUACGCUCAAUAUAAUAAAAAGAUCAGUAAUGCAUUAUUAGACAGAGUUGAUUGUGUGGGAGCACCGGUUAAAGCAUUAAAAAGACGUAAAGAUAAAAUUGAGAACAAUUUUCUUAAAAAAAAUUAUUAUUAUGCUUUAAUACGUCUUCUUGCCAUAUUGAAAAAAACUCAACAAUUUAUUACUGAUGUUUCUUCACUUUGGAGUUUACGUAAAUUUCCCACAACUAAAUCAAUGAAAGAAAGAUUUGAAAGGAUUGCAAAAGAGUUUGAUGAAGUUAUUGCAGAUUUAAAUCUCGAAAUAGGUCAAGAUUUGGAAUUGCAAAAGAGGAAAGAUUAUCAAGCACUGAAAACUGAUAUUAAUAUAUUAAAUGAGUUUCUGGAAAAUAUUGGUUCACCAAUAACAACACCCAAAAAACAAAUUAAAGAAUUAAUCAAUAAUACUCGUCCCAAAACCAAAGAUCGAUUUGGAAAUGUGAUAAAAAGGUGGUGGAAAGUAGCUGAUAAACCUGUAGCUUGUAAAUUAUUUGAUACGAUACAAUCGCAAAAAUUUCAAGAUCAAUUAGUUCUUUUGAAUAAAUUAAAUAGUUGCACCAAUUUAAUUAAAUUUUAUGGAUUAUCAACUUUGGAAUUUGGACCAACAACUUCUAAUACUGUUAUAGUUUAUGAAUGGGCAGAAUUGGGAAAUUUGAAAAGUUUAUAUGAAAAAUAUACCAUCGAUUGGGAUAUGAAAUUUGAAAUUGCGGUUGGAAUAUGUCGAGGACUUUUAUUUUUACAUGGAUGUGAUAUUAUGCAUCACGAUGUCAGAUCCAAGAUUGUAAAUUUCAGAUUAUGUCGUCCAACACAUGAUGAUAAAGAAUUUCAAAAUGUAUCUGAUCCUCUUGAACAUUGGAUGGCACCUGAACAAUUUCGUAAUGAAAAGAGAGCAGGAUAUUAUACUUUUAAGUGUGAUAUCUUUAGGGUUCCUUAUAGAGGAUGGGAUGACAUAAAGAUUGCAAACCAUGUAUCGGCUGGAAAUAGAGAAAACAUAUACUUUAAAAACAUGACCAUUCUUUCAAAUAAUUAUGAAGUAGAAUUUGCAAAAAUAAUUAGAGCUGCAUGGCAAGACGAUCCGCUUCUUCGCCCCGGUCUUUACAAGAUGUUUCUAAGUCUAGAUGCAUUAAAUAAACAACAAAAUUUAUCCAAAGAAGGAAUGGAAAGAAUGGAUAUAAAAUUGAAACCUCGUACAUUCAAUGAUGAUGAUCAAGUCAUUCCUGUCUUUCCAGAAUUUGAAUAUUCAAAUAUUGAUAAGGACGUGAAGGAUGUUAAUGUUGUUGAUAAACAUGAAGGAGGAGAUUACAGAGAAUUAGAUACCAUCAAAACUGAUGAAUUUUUAAUGUCCAUAAAACCAAUGUUUAAACUUUCCGAUGGCAUAAAGGCUCAUGAACGAGGAGAUCAUCAAAAAGCAUGGGAAUGUUUUAAUCUACAUUCUACAAAUAACAAUCCUCGGGCAAAAUAUUGGAAGGCAUAUUAUCUUUGGGAUGGAAUAUAUGAAAAAAAGAAUCGUGAAUUGGCUAUUGAAAUAUUAAAAGAAGCUGUGAAUCAAAAUGAUACUGCAAAUAAUAACAAUUUAGAUGCAUUAUACAAUUUAGGAGAAAUUUAUUUAUAUGGGAAAUAUAAUGUUGAAAAAAAUGAAGAAAAAGCUAUACAAUAUUUGAAGUUGGCGUCUUUGAAAGAAGAACCAAGAUCUAUUGAAUUACUUGAUAAAUUAGGAAUAAAAUUAUUUGAGUCUUCCAACUGUUAA